AUGAGACUCUUAAGAUAAUGUCGUUCUUUAGAAUUAUAGGAUUGCUGGUCUAAUAAUUUAUCAGCCAGAUAGAAUUGAUUUUCCUUGAUAAAAUCUUCCCAAAUGUCUAUUAUUUGCUUUAAUUUUUUUUCUCUUCGCUAGACAUCUAUAUCUCCUUUAUUACUUGAUCGAGAAAUUUAUAUUCAUCAUCUUUUAUCGACUCAUUGCAUCUCAUUUCGCUACAUUUUAUGUAAUUAUCUCUGACAGAUGCAAUUGCUGGAUCAUUUAAUAUUAAUAUAAUGCUAUCGAUCAAACCGUGAUUAUUAAAUUUUAUAAUCUUUUCAAUUCCGUCUAAGCUUACAGUACCGGACAUAAAUGCUGUGUGAUUUUCUAUAAGACGGUAUAGGAAAAUCACAUGUAUAACCUUUAAAAAAUUAAACAGCAUUUAUGACCGGUACUGUAGAAAAUUCAAGAUUGGAAACUUGAUGUAAAAAAGAAUCAUUACCGCGGUCGGUAAUUGCUCUUAUGGUAUAGGAAAGGCAUAUUAAUGUAGCUGAGUGUACAGUAAUGGUAAAAAAUUUUGUCAAUAUAAUAAUUUAAAAAUUCAUAUAACUAAAGUAACGUUAUUUCGUGAGUUUAUUUUGGUUUAUGAGAGAAAAAUUUUACUGAUAAAUUUCUUGUUUUUAUGUGUGUUACAAACUGAUAAGAGUAAUAUUCGAACCAAUUACUCCAAUUCAAGUGAAUUUUAGCUUAAACUGUACAGAUAAAGAAAGAAAGCCCUUCAAAACAAAGAUAGAGAAACAAAUGAAUGCAUGUAAAUACCAGUAGCCUGUGUGUGGUCCAUAACAUAUAUUUUAGUGUUUGUUUGUCUAUAGAUAUAGAAAGGGUGGCUUUUCUCUCUGAUCUAUGUAUAUAAAGAAUAAAUUAGAUUGUAAGCAUAUAUGUAUGUGUGUUCAAUUAUUACAUGCUACUCUGAAUAUUGUAUAAAAUGCAUAUCACAGAUGCCAGUGAACGUUAAAUACUAAAUUUAUGUGUUACUCUGUCUUUUCUUCUAUUAUUACUCCAUAAAUUAAUUCUACGACUGAAGAAGUAGUUUGUUUUCUUAUUCAGGUAACUGAAGAGCUUAAAUUGGUCAGAUGUUAGUAAAAUUUGGAAAUUAAAUUAAACAAAUUUAAAAAUAAUUUAAAACACAAAUUUACAACAUUAGAAUUCUAAUGUUGUUUUAAUAUUUUAAUAAUUUCAAGAUUUUUUGUGAUGUGCAAUGAUCAUCGUAUAAUGUGUUACUGAUUGUAAUACGUCAUAUUAACGGCCUAAUUUAGAAGAAGAAUAGCAAAAACGUCCUUUAAAAACAAUACUGUUAAUUUUAUUAAUAGAUUUUGGACAAUGUAGUAUACAUUGAUUGUCUCAAAAGAUAUUUUUAUCUUCGAUUGAUUAUCAUAUUUUGGAUAUGUCGUAUUUGAUUAAAGAAGAAUGGGUUGCGUUAAUAGUCGGGCAGAUAUUAAUGAUCUCCAUCCAAAUAUAUUCCAAGUAAUGAAUGUUGAUGACUUGGGUAAUCUUAUUACCCCUGGUAGACUAGAAGUAACUGAGUCAGACAUUGUACUUUAUCCAAGAAGCAAGCAACCAGUCAAAUGGCCACUUAGAUGUUUAAGAAGAUAUGGAUAUGAUUCUGAAAUUUUUAGUUUCGAGUCAGGAAGAAGAUGCUCCACUGGUCCAGGAAUUUUUGCUUUUAAAUGUCGAAGAGCUGACCAACUUUUCAAUCUCGUGCAAACAAAUAUUCAAGAAUGCAACAAUAGUGGAGAAGAUGCAAUAUCACGAGAUCUUUCAAUACCAUCACAUUCUGGUCCAACAAUCACGCGAUUAACAACAAUACAGAGUGAACCGAAUUACCUUGAUCCAACACCACUUUGGGCUAAUAGUCGAGUUAAUGCUAGAUUUUCUCAUAGUCAGCAAAAUGGAACCAGUAGAUUAGGUAGUGUAGGUAGUAGCAGUGGACCUAUAUCACCACAAGGUACUAUAAGUUCACCAUCUCCACCACCUGUGAUGCUGCCACCGCCACCACCCGCUCCACAGCCCCAUCCGUCCGCAUUAUAUGUCAACGAAGAUAUUUUGUCAACUAUGGCUACAGAAAUGGAGCACAAUAAUAACAAGAGCUUGCGGAGAACAAUCCAAAGAUCUUAUACAAUAAGUAGUACAACAUCGAGUAGUGGAUUUGCAUCUGAAACAAUUGGUAUGCUGAACAACCAAGACAUCCACAAUCACAAUAAACCAUCGCCUUUAACGAUGACUCCAUACAUGAAUGUGGAUUUGAGUAAUGAUCCUAGUCCACUUUCGCCUUCCCAUAGUAUUUCUGUGUCUACACCAUUAAAAGAAGAUAAAUAUGAGACAGACAAUUCAGGACAUGCCUAUGUGAACGUUAACCUCAGUCAAGAAAAUUUAUUAGAAUGCUCAAAUAAUAUACGCACACGAGUGUCGACAUUACCAAUUGUAUCACCAUCUCUUCCACCAGACUGGGAUGAUAGUUCUCGACAUUGUUACGCUAACCUUGAACCAAAAGAACUUGAUAAUUUGCGUACGAAAAUUGCAGCAACUUCCGCAAGUACUGAAAAGCCAGUAGUACUGCCAGUAGCUCUACCUGCAGAAGUUACAAGAGAAGUCAAUUACGCUGUGCUGGAUCUAGACAAAAAUAACAUUUCAGUGACGUUAACACCUGAUAAUGCUAAUUCAUUGCCGUCUCCUCCGGAUUCACCUGAUAAACCCCAAAAAGGUUAUGCAACAAUAGAUUUUAAUAAAACGGCUGCACUGUCUCAUUCCGCCAAUCCAAAUGUCGUUAACGACAAUGAAGGAUCGAGAAAAACGAGACAUAAUUCAACUAUCAACGAUUUAAGUACCCCUUCGAGGCAGAGCUCUUCCAUAAGUGAGUAAUUUCAUGUUUUAUAUACCAUUUUUUUAUAUAAUUAACGCACAUUUUCUAUAACAUUAUGUUUUUUAUAUACAUCCAUUCUUUCAUGAGAUUUAUAAAAUUUCAAUGAUAACAUAAUGAUCUUAUUGAGAGGUAUUAUUGUAAAACACAUUAUAAUAUUAAAUAAUGUAAAAAAGAUCUCACUUUAUGAAAGUUAUGUUUCUAGUAAAUGUGAUAGAGAUCACAUAAGUAAAUAAGAAUCUCUGUACAAAAGCCUAGAUCGAAAAUCACGAUGCUUUCUAAUUUUGACUCUUCACUAUAUUCAUUACAUUUGUAUGAAAAAAUGCCAAAAAAUAGAUAGCUAGAAGUUAAAUUUAUUGGAAUGGAAUUCGUUGAUGGGUAUAAUACUGAUUAUGUUCUUAGAGUUUAACUCAGUUAUAAAAAUAUUUAAAUAUUUAAUGAUAGUUAAAAAUUGAUCUUAUCAUAAAAGAAUAUAUUUUAAAUUAUAUUUAUUAAUUAAUGUGAUUUGAAAAUUUAAUUUUCAUGCUUAUAAAGCAAACUUUUAACGAUUAUUUAAUUUUUCUUUCAAUUUUAUGGGUCUUUUGAAGAUAUCUUGUACAAAAUAAGUUGAAGAGAUGUUAUCAAAAUAAAAAUUUAUGUUAAUAAACACAAAAAACCAAAGAUUAUUAAUAUAUCAAUAGGUAAAUGAUUUUUAAUGAUACAUUUAUUUGCAAAUAAGUAGAAAUUUUGAAAUAAUGAAAACUGAUGGCAUUUUCUUCAACUUUCACAAAGUAAAGUGAUAAAGUAGGUAGAAUGAAAAUAGAAUUUUAAAAUUGUUUAUAAAACCUUACAUAAAACUUGUUUAUCUCAUUGAGAAUGGAAAAGUUACAAUAUAUCCAUAAGGCCUGUUUAUGAAGUUUAUAGUGUGUAAUUAAAAAUGACAAAUUGAGUCACACUCUGGAUUUAAAUGAGUAUUUAUACCUACUCAAUAAUUGAUAGCUUCUAUAUUAGAUAUGUUUGUAAUCAUGGAGAAAUUAGAGAAAUUCAUUACAGUUUAAUUGAUAUAUUUAAGUAGAUAUUAGAAUGAAGGUUGUAAGAUUUUUAAGAAUAUGUAAAAAAAUACACCUUUUUAAGAGCUUUAUCGUGAAUAGCAUCAAUCUUGAUAAUUCAUUUGUUUUUGCUCUUAAGCUUGAUGCUAAGCACAUUAAUAUAACAUUCGAACAAAUAAAUUAAAAAAUAAUAGAGUAAAACUUUUAGAUUUGAUAUGCAAAGAAUGCCAAAUUUUGAACUGAAAAUAAAUGAUUCCAUAUGAAAUUUGAUAUGUCUUACACAGGAAAUAUUUAUUGUUAAUCAGAGAAUGUGAAAAAAGUUUUCUCGUAUAAAAUUAUAUACUAGAGUUUAGCCUGUAUUUCAUAUUACUAUGGAAUAUAUGUUACUUGAAACUUUUUAUCAUCUUAAUUUAAUAUGUGAAUUUUUUUUUAAGUGAAUUCUAAAUUUAGAAAAUUGACAUACAAAUUCCAAAUAUUCUAAUUUGGUAGAAUAUUUUUUAUUUUGAAGUAUUAAGAUGAUGAAAAGUAGAAAGCCUACAAAUUGAGAUUUAUAAUCAGCUGAAGAUAAUUAAGUCAAAACAAUAUUUACGAGCACAAAUUUCCAUGACAUUACUGAAUUCGAGUUACUAUGUUAUUUAAAACAAUUAUUUUUAAUUUUCUUAAAUUUUAAUUAAAUAUUUAAUGUAUUGAAAAAUUAAUUAUUUAAAAUUCCAAUGAUAUCAUAUAUAUGAUAUUGUAUCAUUUGGAUUUAUAAAUUGUUAUUCAAAUCUCUUUUGGUUGAAAUAAUUAAAAAUAAUUCCAUUGUGUCAAAAAAAUAGGAAACGAUGAUUCAGCUACACUUAACAAAUGAUUUUGUUAAUAAAUGUGUCAUCUGUCUCAUACAUCUAGAAGCCAAGUGUUGAAAUAAAUAAUUAAAUAAAAAUGAUAUCGUAAAUAAUGAAUUACUUCAAAUUUAGAUUGAUAUAAAAGCUAGAAUACUAUCAGGUUAUAGAAACAAAAAUUUUUAUCAAAGUUUAAAAAUAACACACAGGAAAGACAUUUAUAUUAAUCUAUUAUAUUGAUGAAUCAUACAAAAAAAAAAAAGAAAAAAUAACACUUGAAUGUGAAGCAUUUCACAGGAAUGGCAGUAUUAUUAUGACAUCAUAAUAAAUACUAGUCUGGCUGCCUUUUGAAUUGUAAGAUUAUGAUAUAGGUAUGUAAUAGAUUUCAGUAAUUAAUUAGAAACAACUGAACUAACGACCUAUUCAACUUAAAAUUUUAAAUGCACAAUAUGAUUAUAAAUUGGAUUAAAAGGACUUGUCUCUAAAGUGUUUUAGGAAGUAGAGUUACAUACAAUAGUCAGCUUUAUUGGAAAAAAAGCGAAGAUAAUUGAAUAAACAAAAAACUUAAAGAAUAAUAAAAAUGACUUUGAGUACAUUAUCGUACAGUAAUUUUAAGAAUUUGUAAAUAUGUGUGGCGUAAUAUAUUUUUUAUUGAACAAAUCUGCAGAAUAUGCAGUAACUGUAUCCAAUGGCUGUGAAAUGUCAUUUGCCACAAGUAAUAUAAUAAUAAUGAUAACAAUAAUACAUCAUUAUUGUAAAAAUAUACGAGAUAUAGAUGUAUAAAUGAUAUAUUUAAUUCUUUUUGCAGUUCAAUGAACAA
This is a messenger RNA of Chelonus insularis, 5568 nucleotides long. Its product is annotated as fibroblast growth factor receptor substrate 2. NCBI's taxonomy places the organism in Eukaryota, Metazoa, Arthropoda, Insecta, Hymenoptera, Braconidae. Bases 1450 to 2901 code for a protein of 483 amino acids. Gene Ontology annotation, biological process: fibroblast growth factor receptor signaling pathway. The record is from RefSeq and is a predicted model, not a curated record. The transcript has 4 exons. Gene Ontology annotation, molecular function: transmembrane receptor protein tyrosine kinase adaptor activity; fibroblast growth factor receptor binding. Gene Ontology annotation, cellular component: cytoplasm.